Lutzomyia longipalpis is the source of this 1961-nucleotide messenger RNA. RefSeq lists its product as uncharacterized. NCBI's taxonomy places the organism in Eukaryota, Metazoa, Arthropoda, Insecta, Diptera, Psychodidae. The coding region runs from base 243 to 1733 and encodes 496 amino acids. The record is from RefSeq and is a predicted model, not a curated record. The transcript has 2 exons.
UUUCUUGAUUUUUCAAACUGUCGUAAAUUUCAUAAAUUUCAUUAAAUUUUUCAGUCUCUCAACCUUAAUAUUGGCCAACUGCUAGAAUUGUUUUUUCUGAGGUUUUAUGUGGGACAGAUUAAUGAGAUUUGUGACGUCCCCUCCUCAUUGGAAAUUUAUUUUAAUAUCAGUUGUGUCUUGAUUCCCAGAGUAUCCGCACGGAAUUGGGGAGCCGAGCUCUUGGCCCCAAAAAUCCCCAUAGAAUGUCGUUGAGUGAUCCGCGCGUGAGUGGACGGAAGAGGCUACUGUCCGGAUUGAGCCGGAAGGGGCUGCACCCGAAGUGCGAAGAAGAGAAGUACCAUCGCUCUCCCACUGGAAGGGAAAAGAUGCUGCCGUCUACGAGGCCCCAUGUCGAUGGAUGUGACCCCACGGGCUCCGUGAGCAAAGGAAAACCCUUUCACUGCCGAGCCAAUGGCAGAAGAAGGGCAGAAGUGAGUACCCAAAGAUGGAAGAAGCUUCUACACUGCAACAUUCGUCGUGGGAGACGAAUUCUGCGUGCUGUGCGUCGCGAGACCGACGGUUGUGAAGAUGCCCUCCACCGAGAUGAGCUUCAGGAGAACACCGAGUGGAGGACAUGGAUUCCCUUUCGGGGAUGGGGAAAGUCCUCAAGCCUGGUGCCGAAGGAUGAGCAUCAGGAGAACACCAAGUGGAAGACAUGGAUCCCCUUUCGGGGAUGGGGAAAGUCCUCAAGCCUGGUGCCGAAGGAUGAGCAUCAGGAGAACACCAAGUGGAAGACAUGGAUCCCCUCUCGGGACUGGGGAAAGCAGCAUCCAGAGAACACCAAGUGGCUGACAUGGAUUCCCUCUCGGGAAUGGGGAAAGUCCUCAAGCCAGAUGCCGAUGGAUGUCAAUGGGACGUGGCGUGCGAGGACACUCGCAGAAGAGACAGGAAUCAGCGAAAACCUGUAUCAAAGUAUCCGCACGGAAUUGGGGAGCCGAGCUCUUGGCCCCAAAAAUCCCCAUAGAAUGUCGUUGAGUGAUCCGCGCGUGAGUGGACGGAAGAGGCUACUGUCCGGAUUGAGCCGGAAGGGGCUGCACCCGAAGUGCGAAGAAGAGAAGUACCAUCGCUCUCCCACUGGAAGGGAAAAGAUGCUGCCGUCUACGAGGCCCCAUGUCGAUGGAUGUGACCCCACGGGCUCCGUGAGCAAAGGAAAACCCUUUCACUGCCGAGCCAAUGGCAGAAGAAGGGCAGAAGUGAGUACCCAAAGAUGGAAGAAGCUUCUACACUGCAACAUUCGUCGUGGGAGACGAAUUCUGCGUGCUGUGCGUCGCGAGACCGACGGUUGUGAAGAUGCCCUCCACCGAGAUGAGCUUCAGGAGAACACCGAGUGGAGGACAUGGAUUCCCUUUCGGGGAUGGGGAAAGUCCUCAAGCCUGGUGCCGAAGGAUGAGCAUCAGGAGAACACCAAGUGGAAGACAUGGAUCCCCUUUCGGGGAUGGGGAAAGUCCUCAAGCCUGGUGCCGAAGGAUGAGCAUCAGGAGAACACCAAGUGGAAGACAUGGAUCCCCUCUCGGGACUGGGGAAAGCAGCAUCCAGAGAACACCAAGUGGCUGACAUGGAUUCCCUCUCGGGAAUGGGGAAAGUCCUCAAGCCAGAUGCCGAUGGAUGUCAAUGGGACGUGGCGUGCGAGGACACUCGCAGAAGAGACAGGAAUCAGCGAAAACCUGUAUCAAGUAACUAUGUUUCAUGUUUAACAAUUCUCGUCGAAUGACGAGUGGCGCCCAACAUAAAAGUCAUUUAAAGUAACUUGUAGAAAUCUAAAUUAAAGUUCUUGCUUUUCUUUUUCUUAAAUAAUUUAAAUUAAAAAUGCUAAUUAAAGUUGCCUACUUGUGGAUAAAAGAAAUGAGUUAAUUCUUGCCCAUUUUAAUCAUGAAAAUUGAAAGUCCAAAAUAAAAUUUAGUAGUGCAAAAGUAUAAAGAAAA